AUGGUUCCUGGGGACAUUGAACUUUCCGUCCUGAAAAAUUCAACCGCAGUAACCAAGCUCUUUGAAAAGGCGACAAAUCUCUCACCGAAUAGCCUUCAAGCGCGUCAUAACUACUGUGUGACCGUCAAUGAGGAUACUGGUGACCUUGAGAGGGGUGAGGAAUGUCUCAAAUUUGCCUCCUCGCUUGCUGAUUCCAACAAUCCAAAUGACGAAUUUGUUUUCCCACACUUGGCUAUGAUUCGAGCCAAACGACAAGCAAGGGAUCCGUUGACUUAA
Molecule: messenger RNA, 276 nt
Organism: Rodentolepis nana
Lineage: Eukaryota; Metazoa; Platyhelminthes; Cestoda; Cyclophyllidea; Hymenolepididae
Source: the annotation of a GenBank genome assembly